AUGAUUUUUGGUAAAUCUAUUACAUUGUCAAAAAUUUUGAAAUUGAGAUUUUUUUACUAAUUAAAUCGAAAAAAAACGAAUAAAUGAUAUUAGAAGAAAAAUUUCGGUAAGACCAAUAUACCACACAACAAUGGAAGAUGGUGUUAUUCCGAACGUGCAACCGCAACCAGAACAAGCAGAUAACGCUCCAAUUCCGCUUAGAAUAUGCAACAAACAGGUUUGCAAACGUCAAUUUGCACCUGCUUCGAAGGCAUACAGAAAGAAACCUAUAAAUAGACCAAGCCAAGAAAGAAAACUAUCGGCACUAAACAGGAAGAGCCGAAAUAAAACACAAAUCAGAGAUGUGCCAUCUUACAUACGAACAGAAAUGGAGAUUUUGAAACAUCUGAGACAUGUAAACUACAACUUGAAGGUACUACUCAAACCAAAAUGCCACUGUAACCAAAUCCCACGAGAUCGCACGAGAAUUGUGGCUAAACCCAACUAUGAGACGAAGCGGCUAAGCAGAAACAGAAUCCUGGUUAAGCAACAAAAGAAUGGCGCAGCAUCGAAGAGCGACACCGCCUCCAAGCGCAAUGCAUUCAAUACUGACAUCACGAAUAGUGGCUCAGCAAAUAAGGAACAACACCCUCAACCUAAUGCAAAAUUUAAGAUAAGUCAUAAAUGUAGUUGUAAUAAAAAGUGUGACGUAUCCGCGCCGCAAACACCAACCGAUGCACCAACAAAGUGUCAGCGCACGCUUCAUCGUUUCAUAUUGCAUUUUAAGCCCAAACGUGAAUGUGACAAGUGCAAGGCUGCAGAUGGCAUCACCAAAGCACACAACGAGAGCAAACUAAGUAAAGAAGGCGAUGCAAAAACUGAACAUCAAAAAUGUGGGCCUCAUAGAUCUAAAAAACAUUUGCCAACGCUAAUGAGACGAGAUACAACGAGCAGAGUUGGACAGCAAAAACAAGACAAGAAGCCGGUGCAAAAUGAACGAACGCUAAAACAAAAGAUGCUAGGACCCUGCUUGAAAUGCGCUGGAAAAAAGAGCGAGCCAAUGCGAAAGGUAGAAGAGAAAAACAUGCCGAAGAAAGAAGCAAAAACUACUGAAAAUCACGCGAAAGCAGAGAAGUCAAACAAAGAAACCGUCGACGUUUCAACCAUUGAAAGAACUCAGGAAGUAGAAUUGACAAAAACGCAACAGCCAACGAAGGCGAGUGAAAGAAAGGUACCUGUGGCUGAGAAAUGGCAAAAAUAUUUGAAUUUGUUUAAUCCGCGUAAGAAACAACCACAACAAGAAGAAGAAGUGGAGCGGAAAAGAGAUCAAAGUGAGGAAUUUAGGUUGAAAAGAGCUAAGGAAGAAAAAAGCAACUAUGAAGCACGGCACGGUAUACUUAGCACCUUGAACUUGUUUCCAAAACCUACUCAUAGAGACAUAAAGUACCUAGAAAACCUCAAGGCAUAUAAGAAAAACGAACCGAAACCGGAGCGCAGAACAGUGUACGCUGAGACUAAACCGUGCAAUAUAAAAAACCCAACCGAUACACCAAGCACAUCCUCACUUGAAGAGUUUUUUCGGAGGGUUUCAGAACGGAUGGUGCGCGAACAAAAAGAAGCCGACACCCGCAGACCACCGCGUAGAAAAAAACACAUUACAAGUAAUACUUUGUAUCGUAGAAGAGGUCAACAUCUAAGAGGACAACAGGUUCAGUACCAGCCACGGAGUAUAAGCGGCAAAAGUUGAGAUUGGGAGAUGGCGCAUUUUAAAGUUAAUACUUUACUAUAGAAUAAUCUACCUAUACUAAUAUACUGGUGAUCUACUACUAAACUCAAUUUAAUGAUUAUGAUUAAAAAUUGCUAAAUGCUUAGAGACUCGAUCUAAA
Messenger RNA from Anastrepha obliqua, 1865 nucleotides. RefSeq lists its product as uncharacterized. The record is from RefSeq and is a predicted model, not a curated record. Lineage: Eukaryota; Metazoa; Arthropoda; Insecta; Diptera; Tephritidae. Bases 131 to 1726 code for a protein of 531 amino acids. The transcript has a single exon.